AUGGAUGGGUAUCCGACGGGAAGUCUGGACCAUAAUGUCCCCCUUUUAGUGGCUGCCGGCCUCAACAACGAAACAAACGAGCUCCCGCUGAGCGUAGAGCUCAAGGAGCAGAGCAUCAUCCUCCGAUCAGAGAUACCGCCUGUCGAUGGCAAGAACGCCGAAGUUCUGUCGCAGUACUUCAAGGAUGUCGAUGCGAGCGCGAAGUCUUGGAGCGUCUUUGAGAGGAAUGAGCCGUAUAGAUUUCGGGUCAGGGCCACGGGGAGGUCUUUCUUACUACCACCGCGACGAGCUCGUCUUCCCGAUGGUAUCGAGCCGCUCAGUGAACAUCCGACGCUUCACUCACCCUUUUCGCCUCUAAGUCCUGUAUCGACACUAUACCCCGAUGGUCUGAUUGAUGCGCAAUGGAUCAAGAAGCACCAGGACCUUGUUCCUAGUGUAUACUUGUGCUUCUAUCCUCUCACGAGCGAUCCUAAUUCCAUGACACUGCAAGACAACCACAUCAAAUCCGAUAUCAACAACCUCAAGGGCGCUUUGAUACGGUCGGGAUACAAGACUCGACUUGCGAUUGCACUGAUUGCGAACAGCGAAGACGCACCCCCCCCAUUGGCUGAGGGUAUUCAAGAGAGACUGGAAAACAUACGGAGAGGAACAGCCUUGGAUCCUAAGUCGGUCUUUUACAUUCCGUCGCAAGAGUCACAGGAUGAUUUGAAACAAGUAGUCGAUAACAUACUGAGUAUUCUAUAUACAUCAGCUGUGGAGUACUACCGAGACUUAGGACGGCAUGCCAGGAAGAAGCGAUCUCGCGGAAUAGCGCCUCAACCGACGGUGCCACCAACGACAGGAACUUCACAGACGCUGUCGCUAUCAGACUGGAACUUCAGAUAUGACAUCAAGUCAGCCGUUUUUGCAGAAUUUCGACAAGAAACAGAUGCUGCACUGCGCUUUUUCGAACAAGCAUACGAGGUGCUCUUAGGACAGGAUGUGCUGGACAUUAUCCCUAGUUGGAGCCCACGUUGGAAUGAGGCACGACUCUUGGCGGAUGUCAUAGCAAUACGGUGUUUGAGAUGUCACUUGUGGAUGGGGCAGACGACUCUGGCAGUCCGAAAGUGGCAUUCGCACAGAGAACGAAUCGCGGACCUCGUUGAUCGUCGCGGAAGGGGGACCAACAAUUAUGGAUGGCAAGCUUGGGAAGCUCGAUGGGCUACGGUCAUGGCCAAUCUGAUCGACCGGGUAGGCUUGCCAGCUUUGGCUCCAGCGACAGGGGCAAUCUUUGUUCCGCAGGACAAAUCUGUCUCGGGCGAGAGAGUUUCACCCUGGGAAUUGUUACAUCACACGGGCUACUGGCAUCGAAUAGCGGCUCGACACAUUGUGGCUCGACGAAAGCUGGCAUAUCAAAUGCCAGAGGAUGAUAGGCACUCACCCGACACAUCCCCUGCAUCAGCGGUAGCCAGUAAGGCCUUCGCAUACGACACAUACAUGUGCCCGGAGCCCUACCAAGAAUACCCGAUCUCACGGAAAGGAGUGAAUCAUGCCCAGCUGGUUAUCGAUUGUCUCAAGGCGGCGAGUGCAGAGUUUCGAGCCCGCAAGCAAAAGCGACUGGCGACCGAGUUAUCAUUAGAAUGUGCAAGGGAGUUUGGCAACAUGGAGGAAUGGGACGCUGCGGUUGAGAUGCUACUACCUUUCUGGGAAGAUGUCGCAUUUCGAUCAGAGGGCUGGAUCAACAUAUCAGAGGAUCUGUGCCUGAGCAUGCGGCGGAUUGCUGUGGGAGCUAAUCGUGCCGAUUUGGUAGUUGCUGCAGACUGGGAGUUGAUGGGUAACCAAUAUGUGCGACAGCCCCAGUGGCAUUAUGAUAUUUCCAAGUCGCUUCAAGGCAUCACGACCGAGGAGAAGCCCUCGAUUAGUUUGAGUGAUGAAAAGUCGGGCUCGUUCGUUUCAGCAUCUUUUGUAUUCAGGAACAAGGAGGGAAAGGCUGGCGAGAUGUGUAGCGCACAACUUGCAAUCACCUCGCAUACGUUUCUGGAUGCUGCUCCGAUCACAUUCAGCUCACUGAAAGUCGAGUUUGAUGGAAGUCUCAAGCCAAUACUACUUGAACAUGAGGCUAUUGGAGAAUCACCACCAAUGACGGGAUGCUUUAUACAAUCACUGUCGUUGAAAGAAGAUUAUGCUGAAGGGUCAGAGGACGAGCUGCCGACAUUGUCAAAGGGACAAUCUGAUUUAACACUCCGACCUGGUCAGACUCGGGUGUUCGAGAUGAACAUACCCCUGAGAGAGCCAGGCACUGCUACAGCGGCGUCUGUUACAAUCUCUCAUAGCAACGACAGCUUCGACCUCGACUAUAAACUGAACAUCCGUCCUACAGACCCUGUCGUUGGCUGGUACAUUCAGGGUUCAUCAAAACCUAGGAGUACACGCCCGGAAGCAGGCACCAUACAGAUCCAGCCUCGGCCGCCCAAGAUGCAGAUCAAACUCUUGGAGCCCCUCGCCCAGUACCAUGCGAACGAGGCAAUCGACUUAGAAGUUGAGAUACUCAAUGCUGAGGAUGAAUCCGCUACUGCCAAAUUGGACAUUCAUCUAUUUGGAGAGGAAGUACCUGCAGUCACCGUGGAAGCGGGCGAACAUGAAGGUACUGCAGAGGCAUCAACGGAAGAGUCCAAGAUCUCAGGGCUUGCGUUAGGUGCGAUAAAGAGCAUGGCAUCAGUCAAGCUCGUGCUACAUAUUGACGCCCCGUCGGCUCCUACGACACUUGACCUGCACUUGAGGACGUCGUACCAUCUAGACUCGGAUGUCGCAACCCCGAUCAUGCAGAUGUUGACAGUCCAACUCAACGUUGUGAACGCGUUUGAAGCGAAUUACGAUUUGGUCCCACGCCUUCACCCAGGGCCAUGGCCAAGUCUUUUCGAUUCCGAAGGGCUCGGUGAUACGGAGGAAGGUGUAGCGAGAGGCUUUGCACAACAGUGGUGCUUGCUAUGUCACUACGCAUCAUUCGCCCAAGAAGAUCUGAAAGUGCUUGGGAUGGAACUCAACGUGGUGUCGUGCGUUGGUGGUGCACGAUGCAACGUAACUCAGGGGCCAAAUGUAUCACACGAAGGGGUAGUUGUUACACCCAAGACGAUGCACGAAGCACAGUUUGAUUUGGUAGCCCAGAAACUUACGAUGGAAGAUCGACACCCCGUCACAGUCGAGCUGGCCUUUGUUAUCCGAUGGCAACGCCAGGGUCGCAGCGACGGACCAGUCAACACAACAGUAAUGCCAGUUGGUAAAUACCUUGUACUGGGCACAGAGCCGCGAGUGUUGGCAUCUGUGUACCACACCCCGGAGAUAGAAGAUGAUAUGCCAGGGCUUCUGCAGCUGGACAUGACAGUCGAGAACCCGUCGAAUCAUUUCCUCACGUUUGGUCUCGGCAUGGAGCCGAGCGAGGACUUUGCGUUUUCUGGUGCGAAACAGACAACGCUGAACUUGCUGCCACAAUCAAGACGAACAACAACUUAUCGGCUGCUACCACAUGUUAGUGGAGUUUGGAUAAGACCAAAAUUGACGGUGCGAGACAAGUAUUUCCAAAAGGUACUGCGCAUAAUACCGACAGAGGGGAUGAAGAUUGACGAGGACGGGUUACUGUUGUGGGUUCCGGGAGAGGAGAAGAAAGAGGAAGAAGGCGACGAAGAUGAGAAGUCGGAGGCGCAGUGA
Molecule: messenger RNA, 3684 nt
Organism: Fusarium graminearum PH-1
Lineage: Eukaryota; Fungi; Ascomycota; Sordariomycetes; Hypocreales; Nectriaceae
Exons: 3
Coding region: 1-3684 (1227 amino acids)
Source: RefSeq, a predicted model, not a curated record